Messenger RNA from Vespa velutina, 1886 nucleotides. It is a transcript of the gene Pka-C3, whose product is annotated as cAMP-dependent protein kinase catalytic subunit PRKX. The record is from RefSeq and is a predicted model, not a curated record. The coding region runs from base 421 to 1416 and encodes 331 amino acids. The transcript has 7 exons. Gene Ontology annotation, molecular function: protein serine/threonine kinase activity; ATP binding. NCBI's taxonomy places the organism in Eukaryota, Metazoa, Arthropoda, Insecta, Hymenoptera, Vespidae. Gene Ontology annotation, biological process: protein phosphorylation.
GGGAGGGAGGGAGGUAGGGUAGGGAAGAAAAAUAUUUUUCCGAUUGGAAAAGGUGUGAAAGAUGCGAGAGUCUUUCGAACACAUUCCAAGUGACACUUCGUAAUUCGUACGUCUAUCUACUUUCUCUCGUUCCUCGUUCCUCGACGUCGUCAUCGUCAUCGUCGUCAUCGUGGUUGUCGUCGUCGUGCGUGCGUGUCGUGCCGUGCUGUGCCGUGCCGUGCCGUGCUGUACCGUACCGUACCGUACCGUGCCGUGCCGUGUAAUAAAAGUCAAUAAAAAGUCUAUAGAAAAUUGUCGUGAUACUUUAAGCUUUAAAACUUUAGCUCUGUUUCUUGCUUCUCUUCUCUCUGUUUCUUGGUCUUUCUCUUCCUUUUUCUUUGAAAACGUUUACGCGGGAUCUCCCGCAGUUUACUUGAAAGGAUGUCUGGGGACAGCACGUCAGAUGAGGAGGGCUCUCAAGAGGACCCACCCCGAUACGAUGUCGACGACAUGGAAAUCGUCAAAACGAUCGGUACGGGAACAUUUGGGAGAGUAGUAUUAUGCAGACAUCGUGGAAAACCUCUCGCUUUGAAGAUACUCUCUAUGGUCGACGUGAUCAGGCUGAAACAAGUCGAACACGUUCGCAACGAGAUCACGGUACUAAAGGAGGUCAAUCACCCCUUCAUAGUCAACAUGCUUUGGAGCGGUAGAGACGAAGCCAGACUCUACAUGCUAUUCGAAUUCGUAGCCGGUGGCGAACUCUUUUCUUAUUUAAGAGCAGCCGGAAGAUUUUCUGGACCAACCAGUUGCUUUUACGCGGCUGAAAUCGUCUGCGCAUUGGAAUACCUUCACAGCAAGCACAUCAUUUAUAGAGACUUAAAACCAGAAAAUCUACUUCUCGAUAGUCAAGGACACCUGAAAAUUACCGACUUUGGUUUUUCGAAGAAAUUAACUGAUAGAACUUGGACUCUUUGCGGUACACCGGAAUAUUUGGCGCCAGAGAUCAUUCAGAAUAAAGGUCAUAAUAAAGCCGUUGAUUGGUGGGCCCUUGGUGUACUGAUUUACGAAAUGUUAGCUGGAUUCCCACCGUUUUUCGAUGAUAAUCCAUUUGGAAUAUAUGAGAAAAUACUCAGCGGUAGGAUAGAAUGGCCUAAACACAUGGAUCCCAUUGCUAAAGAUCUCAUCAAGAAAUUACUCAUCGCAGACAGAACGAAAAGAUUAGGAAAUAUGAGACAAGGAGCUGAAGAUGUUAAGAGGCAUCGUUGGUUCAAGCUAGUAGAAUGGCCCUUGGUACCUCAAAGAGCUUUGACACCACCGAUAAGGCCAAGAGUGAAAGCACCUGGUGAUCCUAGUUGUUUCGAUGAUUAUCCUGAAACCGAUUGGCGUUCACAACCACCUUUACCACCUGACCAACUGGCACUCUUCCAAGACUUUUAGCCAAAUUCUAAGGAGAUACUAAAGUAUCUCCUACAGAUCGGUGAUACGUUUCUAUCAUUUUUACAAGUUCAAUUCAUAAGUUGUUAGAAUAUAUAUAUAUAUAUUUAUCGUUGAAAUCUCGUUCUGUAAAAAUUAUUUUCUAAGAAUAAUUUCCACAAGAAGCGGACGAUUUCUUAUAUUGUAAAUAGGCAUAUUUUUAUAUCUGAACGCAACCAUUAAUUUAUUUGUACGUUCUGUUUAAGCUUAGUUGAUGUUUUAAAGCAAAUUUUUAUCAACAGUUGUAAAUAAAAGAUCGGUUGUAUUAAACGACGAUCACAACCUGACUCAUAGAUAUUAUCUUUUUAUAUGAUUCAUAAAUUAAUGCUCUACUAGUUCAUUAGAAUAAGAUACGUUUAACGUAGCUAAUUAUUAUCUUAAUGUUAUAAAUCAUAAAUAUUUUAAAUAUUAAUGCGCGCAAUAGCGAUCUGAAA